Messenger RNA from Apiotrichum porosum, 417 nucleotides. RefSeq names its product Cytochrome c oxidase subunit 6 (gene COX6). Lineage: Eukaryota; Fungi; Basidiomycota; Tremellomycetes; Trichosporonales; Trichosporonaceae. Gene Ontology annotation, cellular component: mitochondrial inner membrane. The transcript is spliced from 3 exons. The coding region runs from base 1 to 417 and encodes 138 amino acids. The record is from RefSeq and is a predicted model, not a curated record. Gene Ontology annotation, biological process: mitochondrial electron transport, cytochrome c to oxygen.
AUGGUCCUCUCCCUCGCCCGCGUCGCCCUCCGCGCCACCGCCCGCCCCGCGCUCGCCGCCGCCGUCCGCCCCGCCGCGUUCACUGCCGCCCGCUACUCGUCGCACCAGGCCGAGGAGUCGUACGAGCAGUUCAACGAGCGCUACCAGGCCUUCUUCUCGCAGGUCGGUGACCUCUUCGAGCUCCAGCGCGGCCUCAACAACUGCUUCGCCUACGACCUCGUCCCCUCGACCGACGUCGUCGAGGCUGCCCUCCGCGCAUCCCGCAAGGUCAACGACUACGCCACCGCCGUCCGCAUCCUUGAGGGUGUCAAGGAGAAGGUCGAGAACAAGGGCCAGUAUGAGGCUUACCUCACUGAGCUCAAGCCCGUCAUUGAGGAGCUUGGCAUCCAGACCAAGGAGCAGCUCUACAACCUUUAA